Molecule: messenger RNA, 1712 nt
Organism: Umbelopsis ramanniana AG
Lineage: Eukaryota; Fungi; Mucoromycota; Umbelopsidomycetes; Umbelopsidales; Umbelopsidaceae
Exons: 1
Coding region: 57-1589 (510 amino acids)
Biological process (GO): transmembrane transport
Cellular component (GO): membrane
Molecular function (GO): transmembrane transporter activity
Source: RefSeq, a predicted model, not a curated record
UUACAUAAUCUCAAAAACUCCUUAGUAUACUUCAUUAAUCCAUACCUCAAAACAUCAUGCUCGAUUUCCGAAAACCUCUCAUCAAGCAAAAAAAUCAAAAAAUUGCAAACUUGAUCACCCUCAUCACAGCAUGUUUCGCCACUUGCUUGGAUAUUUUGAGUUUAUCAGCUACUAAUGUUGCCAUUCCAUCGAUCGCAACUGAUUUGGCUCUUGACUCUUCAACAACGCCAUGGUUAAUCGCGUCGUAUGCUAUCGCAUUCGCAGCCUUUUUGAUGCCUGCUGGAAAAUUAGGUGACCUCUACGGUUAUCGCGUCGUAUACCUUUCCGGUUUGCUUAUCUUCAUGGUAGCUUCCGUUAUUUGUGGUGUGUCUCCAAAUCAAUAUGUCCUUUUCGUAUUCCGAGCUAUGCAAGGCUUCGGUGCAGCUUGCACUGUACCCAACGCUAUCGCCCUAAUCGCAAACAGUUACACUGACGAUCGCUCAAGAGGAAUUGCCAUUUCCAUCUUUGGCGGUUCCGGCACGGUUGGUUUCGCUGUGGGACUCAUUCUUGGAGGCGUGUUAUCGUCUGCUAUUGGAUGGAGAUGGAUCUUUUACAUUACAGCCAUAUGCUCCCUCAUCAUGCUCAUCCCGGCUUUCAUCUUUGUUCCUGACUUCAGACAUGAAGGAUCCGCCGAAAAAAUUGAUAUGCUUGGGUUUUUCCUCAUUACGAGCGGUUUCAUUCUCAUCAUCUACGCUCUAUCCGACGGACAAUGGCAUCUUGCUCGUGACCCUGUCACUCUUGUCAUUGGAGUGCUACUCAUUAUUGGGUUCCUGCUAUGGCAGUUCAAAUCCCAGUACCCGCUUAUACGUCCCAGUUGGUGGCGCCGUCAGAAUUUCGCUGUAGCUGUCGCUACCAGCUUCCUACAGUAUGCAGUGUUCAUGGGCUAUAUCUACGUAACAACUCUCAUGUUUCAAGAUGCAUUCGGUUACUCUCCAAUUCAAACGUCACUUUACUACCUACCUAUGGGGAUAGUGGCCUUCGUAGUCUCAAAUGGUGCGGGCUAUAUCAUUCCGUACAUAGGGAUGCGUACUAUUAUGAUCGCAUCAUCCUUGAUGACACUAGCCACCAACGUUGGAGCAUUGUACUACUCGGAAGAAAUAGGAUUUUGGAAGCUAAUUUUCCCAAUGCAAGUGUUGAUGGCAGCCGGUUUGCCGUUGCUGUUUGUUGCAGGUCAAACUGCCUUGCUUGCAACUGCGCCUCCAAGCGAAACAGGCACUCUUGGUGCCGUCUACAACACAGCAGGACAGCUGGGGUCUGGUGUUGGCUCCGCCAUCAUGACGGCUGUCGUUAAUGGUGUCAACAAGAGCCAAGCGAACGGCAUCAAUGGUCUACCUGGAUAUCAUGCGGCCUAUUAUGUCAACAUUGGUCUGAUGAGCAUCUGUGUCAUUCUGUGCACUUUCUUCAUAAAGGACAAUCGCAAGGGUGCAAGCAGCAGUGAUGAGUCUAUCGUGACGGUGCAAGAUUUGGAAAAAAAUCCAGUCGAAGUUGAGGAAAUUUCAAACAAGAAAAAUGAUACAUCAGAUCACUCAGCUGUCGAGAUAACUGAAUGAUAUAUUUAGACAAGCAAUGCCACAAUGAGUGGUUUCAUUCAUUGUUUGUUGUAGUAUAAUCUACCAAUUCUAGAAUGUAUAUAGCUUUAAUACACCAAUCAAAGACCAUUGGAUCUUCUCCAU